UUGUCAAAAGUAUUAAUUGAUUUUGAAUAAAUUACAGGUGUUGUUAAAGGCAAAGCGAUCAAUAUGGAGACUAGGAUCGAUUAAAGAUUUCUUCUUGUCAAUCAUUAAUCUGAUACAAGUCUUCUUUAUAACCAUGUUCCACAUGGAGAAAUCAGAUGCCUACAGGAAAGGCUCUGGGCUAACAAGAAGUGGGGAUGGUGGCCGACCUGGUGGGGGAGGUGGUGGUGGUGGUGGUGGAGGUGGUGGUGGAGGAAGUGGACGCCCUGGACCUCCUCGUGGCGGCCUCAACAAUGUGCGUGGCUUGAAUGAUAUCCGUGGAGCUGACCACAAUUCCCUACCGGCAUGUGGCUCGUGCUGUGGCUGAGCCUUUGUUUGUACAGAGCGCCCAAGAACAAAUGAGGGGAUAUAUAUAUAGUGUUGAAAUGGUGCUCUGGAAUUUGAGAAAGCAAACCAUGAUCUAGUCAAGCUUUUUUGUAUCUAGUCACUGGGAACAUUUAAAGUUGGUAAACUUGCCUUAAAUAGUUCGUAAUUUUCAUGCAACAUAAUUAUAUAUUUGGGAUGAAACGAUUGAAAAGUUUGUGUA
Molecule: messenger RNA, 583 nt
Organism: Raphanus sativus (radish)
Lineage: Eukaryota; Viridiplantae; Streptophyta; Magnoliopsida; Brassicales; Brassicaceae
Exons: 3
Coding region: 134-364 (76 amino acids)
Source: RefSeq, a predicted model, not a curated record